Chiloscyllium plagiosum (whitespotted bambooshark) is the source of this 4822-nucleotide messenger RNA. The record is from RefSeq and is a predicted model, not a curated record. Lineage: Eukaryota; Metazoa; Chordata; Chondrichthyes; Orectolobiformes; Hemiscylliidae.
CCGCUCUGUGGAGCCGCGGCGCAGGUCAGGCCGGAGUAAGCGGAUCCUGGUUGUCACUGGUGGCACCAAGUCCGCGCCGUUGCUCAGUGCCGGUGGCUGGGCCAUGUUGGUGUCCCGAGAACGGCCGCGCGGUUACCGUGAGGCCGCUGUUAGAUAGUCCGGGCUGACCAUCAGCUUCAGACCGCAGUGGCUGUAACUCCAGGCCGGGGCUUGCUCUUUGUGGUAAAAGACUCAAGGUUCAAGUUCCACUCCUGAACCUAAGCUCCUCAUUGUUGCAUCUGCUUUUGCUAUACUGGUAGGAGUCAUAUGCUGUUACAGAUUUAGUCCUGGAAAACAUUGAAAGGAAUUGGAAGCAAAAUGUCGAUCAUGGGCUUAAAGAAGAAACAACCCAAAACUUUCAAAGUUAAGGUUAUCACCAUGGAUGCAGAGAUGGAAUUUAGCUGUGAGGUGAAAUGGAAAGGAAAGGAUUUAUUUGACUUGGUGUGUCGAACAAUUGGAUUGCGUGAAACCUGGUUCUUCGGCCUGCGAUAUAUUGUAAAAGAUACAUACGCAUGGCUAAAAAUGGAGAAAAGGGUAUUGGAUCAAGAGGUUCCCAAGGAGGAUCCAAUCACAUUUCACUUCUUGGCCAAGUUUUACCCUGAAAAAGUAGAAGAAGAGCUCGUCCAGGAAAUCACGCAGCACCUUUUCUUUCUGCAGGUUAAGAAGCAGAUUUUGGAUGAGGAGAUUUACUGUUCCCCUGAGGCUUCGGUUCUGUUGGCAUCUUAUGCAGUUCAAGCUAAGUAUGGAGACUAUGAUCCUAAUUUUCAUAAACCUGGUUUCCUGGCUCAGGAUGAACUACUGCCUAAAAGAGUUCUUAAACAGUAUCAAAUGACAGCAGAUAUGUGGGAAGAAAAAAUAACAGCUUGGUAUGCUGAGCACAGGGGAAUCACCAGAGAUGAAGCUGAAAUGGAAUACUUAAAGAUUGCACAAGACCUAGAAAUGUAUGGAGUAAACUAUUUUCCAAUCACACAAAACAAAAAGGAUACAGACUUACUGCUUGGAGUUGAUGCACUUGGCCUUCAUAUCUACAUCCCUGACAACAAACUCUCAUCUAAGAAGUCAUUUGCAUGGAGUGGGAUCCGAAACAUUUCCUACAGUGAAAAAGAGUUUACUAUCAAACCCUUAGAUAAAAAGGCAGAGGUUUUCAAAUUCUACUCUUCACAACUCCGAGUGAACAAGUUGCUUGGUACUGUUCCACUACACCUUGGAGCACACGUGUCCCCUGCCACUAUAUUACAGUUGUGUAUUGGAAAUCAUGACCUGUUCAUGAGAAGAAGAAAAGUGGAUUCAAUUGAAGUCCAACAAAUGAAAGCUCAAGCUAGAGAAGAGAAAGCCAGAAAAAAGAUGGAACGCCAAAGAUUAGCCAGAGAAAAAAAGUUGAGGGAGGAGGCUGAACGAGCAAAAGAAGAUCUAGAGAGACGCCUUUACCAGUUACAGGAUGAGUCAAGGCUAGCCAAUGAAGCCUUGAUCCGAUCGGAGGAGACAGCUGAUUUACUUGCUGAGAAGGCACAGAUUGCAGAGGAGGAAGCCAAACUGCUUGCUCAGAAAGCUGCAGAAGCUGAGCAGGAGAGGCAUAGGCUGGAGGUCACAGCCCUGAAGACGAAGGAGGAAAAACGUCUAAUUGAACAGAAGAUGCGAGAAGCUGAGCUGAUAGCUGUCAAGUUAGUGGAGGACUCAGAGCGGAGAUCCAAGGAAGCAGAACAACUGAAGCAGGAUUUAAAUGAAGCCAGAGAGGCAGAGAGAAGAGCCAAGCACAGAUUGUUGGAGAUUACAAAACCUAGUUAUCCGACGACGACUUCAUAUUCUGCUCAUCCACCUGCCGAUGUUGGUGAUCUGAACCUGGAAUCUGGAUCUUUUAAAUUUGACUUUAAAGACACAGAUAUGAAGCGACUCUCUAUGGAAAUAGAACGAGAACGUGUGGAAUACAUGGAGAAAAGCAAACAUUUGCAAGAACAGCUGAAGGAGCUAAAGACUGAAAUCGAAGCUCUGAAACUAGAAGAACGACAUGCUAACAUGGGCAUCCCUACCAACGAAACUAUGGAAUUUGAUGAAAAUACUUACACACCACUCAGUAAUCUUAAUCUACAAAGUGUAACAGCCAAGACACAAGUGGCCUUUCUAGAAGAACUAUAAUAUCAUUGACAUUUGACUACCCAGCCUGGGAAAUGGAAUUUGAUGACUAUCUUCCUGCAUUCCGGAGCCAUCACAAAAGGCUGGAUUUAGCAAUAGAUUCUUAAUGAAUUUCAGCUGCUACUUUUAUAAGGUCCAUUGAUAUUGCUUCAGAAUAUGCAAAUAUAACCCACUUCAACAUGAAGUCAGACAUACGUUUUUGUCAGCAAACUACAUGGGAAUUGUGCUUAUGAUUCCCAGUUAUGACAGUAAACAUUAGUCCCAUUUGCUGUUUAUUUUACAAACAGCAACUAUAUGCUGUCAAAAAAUCAUGGAUCUAUUCACCAAUUAAACAGUUCACUCAGCUGAAACAUGACAUUACCUUAUCAUCACUACUUUCACCGCUCUUCAUAUCUUUAUUUUUGUUAGUGCAUGAAAUAAUAUUGUGCAUUUGAAUUAUUGGUGCCUGGCUCUUUACUUCAAAGAUGUCCAUCAGUUUACACACGAUUAUGGUUAUUUCACAAUGUUUUUGGUUGUUCUUUAUUAUCAAUAAUGUUUAGAUAUUCUUCUGGAUAAAUAUCUUUUAUACAAUUGUUGCAAAUAUAUAACGACAACAGUUUUAUUAGCUGUAUUCAAGUCAAUGACUAUCAGCUGUUGAAUUCCAGUGAUUGUGAUAUGGAGGAUAUUAUGGCAUUGUUGUAAUAUCACUAGUCUAAUAAUACAUAGACCCAGGCUAAUGUUCUGAGGACAUGGGUUUAAAUCGCACCAUGGAAUCUGGUGAAAUUUAAACUUAGUUAAUUAAUCUGGAAUAUAAAACUAGUCUUGAGAAUAGUGAUUCUUAAAUGUCCUUUGCAAUAGCUGAGCAAGCCACUCUGUUCAGGGUGGGCAACAAAUGCUGGCCUUCCCAGUCACCUCAAAUCCCACGAAAAAAUAACAAUUAUGCAAGUAUAUAAACAUAGAAAAGGUAUACCCAAGCCAUUUUGAUUAAAUUUAAUUCUUUAUAUGCUGCAGUAAAAUAUGAGUACAAUUGACCAAACUUCUUAUAUUUAAGACAAUUUGAGACUUCUGGACUGAUGACUACAGAAUUGUUGUUACCUACAAUUUAACUUCCAAGAGUACACAGUUUAUAAAAACUGAAUCCAUUUCCCCUGUUAACUUCUUAUAUAUUUAUUAUAAUUAUGGAGCUAACCGAUAGACAACUGCUGUUUUCAAAGACAUUUUUUUCAAUUGGAAUACCACAGUCUAUUCAAAGCUAAAGUUUUGUCAUUGAUUACUGCUGUACAGAAAAAGACAUUUUCAAACUAAAAUUUUAACAGUCCCCAAAGGUUUCAAGUAAAUUUGUUUCAGUCACGUUUGGUCUCAGCAAAAACAGGCUUGCUGGUCCCUACUGGAUUUGUUUUAACAAACUGAGAAGUUCUGUUCAGGAUUUCCAUGCAUUCUCUUCAAUGUUGCUCAUUUUUGAUGACUAACAAGGUGAAGUGGAUUAAAAUGUCUGCACCAGGGUACCUUCUGUUGUUUCAAGCAAUUUUGGCUUUCUCAAAACUGUCACUGCCAUUCAUACAAUACAUGAGGUACUGGAAGACUGCUGUCUUGGGAAAUUGCAAGAUUAGCAGGUCGUGAGAAAAUGAAAUUAUAAAGGUAAUGAAGUUGUCUAGUUUUUCCAGCAUUCCAGUAAUUGGAAGCUAAUGGUUUGCUAUUCUUGAACACCAAGGAUUCCAGAAAGGCAUUUUUAAUGCCACUGAGUGUGUCAUAAAAUUAUAAAGCACAUUGGUAUUUUCUGUGGAUUAUAGCAUCUUUACUAUAUAUCAAAUAAUUAUCAAUUGCACUCCUAUUUAUACAACUAGCCAGUUCUUUCUGCGCUUUGAAUACCAUAUUUGUACUUGGAAUCAUUGGUUACAGCGCAAAGGGAGGCUAUGUGCCCUGUCGAAUCUGUGCUGGCUACUUGUACAAGCAAGUAGCUUGAGAAAACAAUGUGGGAAGUGUGAUGAUAUUAGAAAGGGGAGAAGAACUGAACUAAUCAAAUAUAAAAUCAAACACUAAUUCCUUAUUUUUGAGUCUUUUUAUGUAUGAACCAAUGAUGUCUUCAAAACCUUUUCUUAAGUGUUAAUUAACUUAUAUCAUCUUAUCAUCCUUUUCUGAUACUGCUUUAAUUAUCAUCACACUAAUAUUUACAUUAUUGGAUGGUCCCUGCAUUUGAGAUUACAUGAAGAAAAUGUUGAAAGCCAUUGAAUUGACAUGUGAUUAUUUAUCAGGUGUAUGUUAUUGGUCAUGAUGCCACACCUAGAAAUAAAUUACUUUUAUCCUUGCAUUUUGUGAUAUUUUAACAUUAAUUACAUUUGUUUGACAGUUGGUUUUUACUUUGUAGUCAGAUUUACACUUGCUUUAUCCUUAAAAAUCAAGUUUAUUUUUUGAUUAAUUUGCAUUGUAGUUUUGAAGUAUUGGGUUGCAUACACAUUUAUUUAAUUUGCAUUUCAUUUUUUAGGAAGAGUAGCAUCGAUAUUUUAAUGCAUUCUGUUAUUGUGAGAAUAUAUGCAAACUUCCUAACACCUGUAUCAGGAGAUAAGAGGCUAUGCUGUAAAUUUUUCAUUUGUAUAUUCCUGAACAAUUAUUGCUCUGAAUAAACUUAUCUCCGUUAUUAGAUUGCAUAAUAAACAUUGUUAUGGUAUAUUCGUCA